ACUGUCAAAGUGCGUUGAACGCUUUGUUUGUAUCAGAAUCAGAGCAUUUGUAAUUAUUUAUUUUAUUGUUUAUUUAUUACUUAUCACUCGAUGGAAAUUGAAUGUAAAAUUAAUUCAUCGUAUUUUCUACUCAAUGGCGAUUAUUCCGAUCGAAGAAAUACAUAUGUGAUAUUGGACGUUCAGGUUAAUCAAUUUAAAACGCUAAGAAAAUCAAAGAAAAUCAUUAAACAAUUUUAACUCUGUUACUUUAUACGAUGAUUUCGUGGAUAUAUUGACGAGGAAGGCAUUCCAUAAUUCUGCAUAUAAUAUAUACGUGAAUAUUUUAAAAGAAAGAUUCUAACCUGAAAAUGAGUUACAAUAAAAAAGUAUCGUAUUUCUAUAAUCCUGACGUUGGAAAUUUUCAUUAUGGUCCAGGACAUCCGAUGAAACCUCACAGACUUUCUGUAAUUCAUAGCUUAGUACUCAACUAUGGUUUGCACAAAAAAAUGCAGAUAUAUCGUCCAUACCGUGCUAGCACCCACGAUAUGUGUCGUUUCCAUUCGGAUGAAUACGUGGAAUUCCUGCAAAGAGUAACACCACAGAAUUUACAAGGAUAUACCAAAUAUCUAAGUCAUUUUAAUGUAGGAGAUGAUUGUCCUGUCUUUGAAGGAUUAUUUGACUUUUGCUCUAUGUAUACCGGUGCCUCUUUAGAGGGAGCUACCAAGUUGAACAACAAUUGUUGCGACAUUGCUAUUAACUGGAGCGGAGGACUGCACCAUGCAAAGAAAUUUGAAGCCUCUGGUUUCUGUUACAUCAACGACAUCGUGAUUGCAAUUUUGGAGCUGCUGAAAUAUCAUGCCAGAGUCCUUUACAUAGACAUUGAUGUUCAUCAUGGGGAUGGAGUUCAAGAAGCGUUCUACCUCACUGAUAGAGUAAUGACUGUAUCUUUUCACAAAUAUGGAAAUUAUUUUUUUCCUGGAACUGGUGAUAUGUAUGAGAUAGGAGCAGAAAGUGGAAGAUAUUACUCUGUCAAUGUACCUUUGAAAGAGGGCAUAGAUGAUGCGUCUUACGUUCAAGUAUUCAAACCAGUCAUAUCUCAUGUGAUGGAGUUUUUUCAACCGACAGCUAUCGUCUUACAGUGCGGGGCAGAUUCCCUUGCAAACGAUCGUCUUGGUUGCUUCAGCCUAAGCACAAAAGGGCAUGGAGAAUGCGUAAAGUUUGUAAGAGAUUUAAAUAUACCUCUGCUGACCGUAGGAGGAGGAGGAUACACACUGCGAAACGUUGCACGUUGCUGGACUUAUGAAACCUCUCUUCUCGUCGACGAACAAAUUAGCAACGAAUUGCCGUACACGGAAUACUUGGAGUACUUUGCACCAGAUUUCACGUUGCAUCCUGACGUUGUAACAAGACAAGACAAUGCAAACAGUAAACAAUAUUUAGAAGCUAUUACAAGACACGUGUAUGAUAAUUUAAAAAUGAUACAACACUCUCCAAGCGUCCAGAUGCAGGAUGUUCCAUGCGAUGCUCUGCCACCCGAGGAAGAGAGACAACCAGAACCGGAUCCAGACUCUAGGCAAAAUGUACAAGACACUGAUAAAAUAGUUGAACCAGCUAAUGAGUAUUAUUCAGGAGAGAAAGACCAAGACAAGAUGGAUGUAAGUGAAUCGUGAUGAAGGAACGGAUAAAUUAGGCAUUUUUAAAAUAAGAAUGGUAUAAAAACAUAAGAAACUGGAAUGAAUAAUUGUAAAUAUUAAACACGAAUUGUAAAUAUCAUUGAAUACAUUAAAAAUAUUUUUACUUCUUCAA
Osmia bicornis bicornis is the source of this 1785-nucleotide messenger RNA. It is a transcript of the gene HDAC3, whose product is annotated as histone deacetylase 3. Gene Ontology annotation, molecular function: histone deacetylase activity. Lineage: Eukaryota; Metazoa; Arthropoda; Insecta; Hymenoptera; Megachilidae. The record is from RefSeq and is a predicted model, not a curated record.